Panicum hallii is the source of this 1918-nucleotide messenger RNA. Its product is annotated as magnesium transporter MRS2-F. The record is from RefSeq and is a predicted model, not a curated record. The transcript has 6 exons. Gene Ontology annotation, biological process: magnesium ion transport. Bases 128 to 1459 code for a protein of 443 amino acids. Lineage: Eukaryota; Viridiplantae; Streptophyta; Magnoliopsida; Poales; Poaceae. Gene Ontology annotation, molecular function: magnesium ion transmembrane transporter activity.
CCCCACGUCGCCUCCCAGCCGCCCACCACCAAACCCACCGCGGGGCACACCACACCGACCGUUUCGUUCCGGAUUCCCCACCGCCGCCGCCGACCCCUACCGAAACCCUAAUUGUUGGUGGUAAGCCAUGAGGCCGCAUGCCACGGGGACGGGCGGCGGCGGCGUGGGGAGGCGGAAGGCGGGGGCCGCCGCUGCCGCCGCGAGCCGGGAGUGGAUGGUGGUGCCGGCGUCGGGCCCGGCGCGGGUGGAGGAAGCCGGGAAGCACGCGGUGAUGGCGCGGACGGGGCUUCCCGCGCGCGAUCUCAGGGUGCUCGACCCGUUGCUCUCCUACCCUUCCACGAUCCUGGGCCGUGAGCGCGCCAUCGUCGUUAACCUCGAGCGCGUCAAGGCCGUGAUCACCGCCGCCGAGGUGCUGCUUCCAAAUUCCAAGGACCCCACCUUCGCGCGCUUCGUCCGUGACCUCCAGACCCGCGUCCUCGCGUCCUCCUCAGACCAGGCUGCGGAUCUCACCGACAUGGAGGGUGAAUCGUCAGCUGUUGCUUCACCAUUUCCUGUUCCGAAUUCAUCCAAAGGACAUGAAUUGGAGAUGACUAAGAAGUCUACUACCGUGGUGCCAGAAAUGACAAGCAGCACCAGUAUGCCUGAUUUGGCUGCUGCAAAAGAUGGAAAUGCCAAGGUUUUACCUUUUGAAUUCCGAGCACUUGAAGUCUGCCUUGAGUCAGCCUGCAGAUCUUUGGAAGAGGAAACUUCUACUCUGGAGCAAGAGGCAUAUCCAGCAUUAGAUGAGCUGACAUCAAAGAUCAGUACAUUAAACCUUGAGCGAGUUAGGCAAAUCAAGAGCCGCCUGGUGGCGAUAUCUGGUCGUGUACAGAAGGUGAGGGAUGAGCUUGAACAUUUGCUGGAUGAUGAAAUGGAUAUGGCUGAAAUGUACUUGACAGAGAAGCUUACUCAACAAGAAAUCAGUGAGGCUUCAUCUAGAGUUGAGGUUGAUGAUCCAUCUCAGACUGAGGAGGACAGGGAUGAAGAUUAUAGAAGUGAGCCAGAUGGAAGCAAUGGUAGCUUUAUUGGUUAUAAGCCUCACAUUGAAGAACUGGAGAUGCUUCUUGAGGCUUACUUUGUGCAGAUUGAUGGCACACUUAACAAGUUAUCGCAUCUGAGGGAGUAUGUUGACGACACAGAAGAUUAUAUCAACAUAAUGUUGGAUGACAAGCAGAAUCAGCUUCUACAGAUGGGGGUUAUGCUCUCAACUGCAACUGUCGUCAUUACUGCUGGAGUGGCUGUUGUUGGACUUUUUGGAAUGAAUAUUGGCAUAUCACUUUACGACCCUCCAACAACUGAGGAGGAGACAAGGGCGGCAAACAUGAAAUUCUGGGAGACCACUUUGGGCACCGUUGCUGGCUGUCUGAUUUUGUACAUAGUAGCCAUGGGUUGGGGGAAGAGAAGUGGGUUGCUGCAAUGAUGGCAGAAGCGUGCAUCUUGACUUCACCCAAAGCAAACUAGAUUGAAAAAGUUCUCCAAUAGCGUGAUUGCCAUGCAGCUCGGUACAUAAUGGGGAAAACAUCUUCUAUACUCCUAGUAAACGGGUAAUGAGAGCUAAGAAAGCCGUUGUACAAUUUGUUGCCGCACAGUUGACGCGGCAACUCAGUUAUUUUGUCUCGCACCUGGUGCGCAACUGUUUACCAUACUAGUGCAGUUUCUGCACUUGCUAUUGUAAUCGUUUCUGUAGCUGUUGUAUAUGUACCUAGUUACCUGUAGCUUGUUGUGUGAAGUGUUGUAUCAUAAAGGUGCCACAAGUCUGUAGUACGACGAGGUUUGGGGUGUGGCAUCAUGGAACUCCAACCUGCGUACAAGAGCUGCUUGAGCAGGAUUGUAAUCACAAUCUAUGAUGAAUAAGCUUACCCUUUUCUCAAAAAAAAAA